CCGGCCCUGUAGCCACCACCUGUCAAGAAGAUGAAAGUGACUCAGUCUGGAUUAUGCUCGCUGCCAGAUGACGUGGCAGUUACUUGCCUGGCUCAGAUCUCGAGAUUUGACCUAGCGGCCUUAGCUAUAGCCUCAAAGAGCCACCGCUCUCUCAUAUCUUCCCCUAAGCUCUUGGAACUGAGACGGCAGAUGGGUUGCACCGAGCCGUGUCUCUACGUAUGCAUGCGCAUCUCUGCUGAACCAAUCCCACCGCGUUGGUUCGUCCUCAACCCUCAACACCGCCGCCUGAACCCUAUCCCUUCGAACCCUAACCAGGCUCCGCAUCUAUCCUCCUUCGUGGCGGUGGACGGAGGUAUCUAUGUCUUGGGCGGACUCAUAAACUGCAGUCUCACUAGUGAUGUCUGGUUCCUCGACUGUUUCUCUCACACGUGGAACCGUGUCCCGUCGAUGAAGAGGCCUCGUGCUUCCGCAUCGGCGAACCUCGUCGACGGGAAGAUAUACGUUUGUGGUGGGUGUAGAGAGGAAGCUGAUUCCACAAACUGGGCAGAGGUUUUCGAUCUACAGACUCAAACUUGGGGUACCUGGCUUCUCCCAAAGAUGAGAAGCAGUAUCUCCCAUAGUGUGGCGAUCGAGGAGGAGAAGAAGGUUUACGUGGUUAACACGGUUGGUGAAAGCUUCUACUUGUUGCCAAGUAAGUGUGUGUUUCAGAGAAUGGACUGGGAGGCAGACUUUUUUCCAGGAAAGAGAGAUGAUUGGUGUGCUAUAGGGAAGCUUUUAUUCUGUCGUGAUACUUUAGGGAGGAUACUGUGGUGUGAUCCUAAUGAGUUGCGUUGGAAACAAGUCAAGGGUUUGGAAGAGCAUUAUGAUGAUAUUGAUAUAUGCAGACUCUGCACCAACUCUGCUGGUAACAUUGUCAUCUUCUGGAAGUUGGACCCCACCCAUCUUGGGCAGAGCGUGCUUUGGUCUGCCGAGAUUUCCUUGCUGAGGAAACAAGGAGAGAUUUGGGGUAAAGUCGAAUGGUCCGAUGCUGUCUUCAAACUUGAUACUCUCUCAUCUGGUUUUAAAGUCUUAUACUCUGCUUCUGUUGUUGUCUCUGCUAAAUGAAUCAGGUGUUUUCAUUAUCUUUGUGCAGUGUGAUGAUUUAUAUUAAUUUAUUUGGUUUCUUAUUGAACUCAAUUAUAUUGGCUUUAGUUGAUGUUUUUUAUUCUUUUUAAAGCUGGUUUGUAUUAUUAAAAGACCACUGAAGUCGAGUUUGAGGCGGAACAAUACUCCAUCGGUUUCAUUUUAAUUGUUAUUUUAGACUUAGACACACAAGUUAAAAAAAAAAAAUUUGUAUAUUUAUUAAACAAAAACAUUAUUACCAA
Messenger RNA from Brassica napus (rape), 1364 nucleotides. RefSeq names its product F-box/kelch-repeat protein At4g39560-like. Gene Ontology annotation, molecular function: protein binding. The transcript has a single exon. The coding region runs from base 31 to 1104 and encodes 357 amino acids. NCBI's taxonomy places the organism in Eukaryota, Viridiplantae, Streptophyta, Magnoliopsida, Brassicales, Brassicaceae. The record is from RefSeq and is a predicted model, not a curated record.